This is a messenger RNA of Racocetra persica, 293 nucleotides long. The record is from the annotation of a GenBank genome assembly. Lineage: Eukaryota; Fungi; Glomeromycota; Glomeromycetes; Diversisporales; Gigasporaceae.
CAGACAUUAAUGACGAUGAUGAUGAUGAUAACUUUCAAGACUUAUUUGAUGAUGAUACAAGUGACAAAGAAGAAGAGAAUGAACAAGAUUAUAUGCCAAUUAGUAUAAAUAUUGAUGAGAUCAAAAAUAAUUUGCAUAAUGCAAUAAACCACUAUUGGCCCAAUUUAAUAUCACCAAGUUCACUUUUACCUAGUCUUCUAGAUCCCAGAACAGAGGUUAAAUCAACUCCUGCAAAAAAAAAACUAAAAGUAGUAUUCUUUCUAGUUUUAAAAACAUACACCAGUUACAGUUGA